GGCUCCAAUAUCCAACCUGCAAAAAUCGCAGCAGGUCCGAUUUUUAGCGUCAUCCGGGACAAACCCUGACCAUUCCAAUAAAUUCAGAUUCCCAUCAACAUUUCCUCAAACACCUUCCUUUCAAUUUCAAAUUACCAAUAAUAUCUCACUCCUUCCAUAAGGUCACUGCACCCAAUCUACCCUUCAUCUUCUUCUUUACACCACUCUACUCACCGGUGACUCCACUUCUGAAGCUUUCUCCGUUUUUAUUAGAUUUCUCUCAAUCAACACUCGUUUAUGUAGUUUUCUCCAAAUCAUAACUCACUUUAGGAGGUAUAAGAAUCAACCGAUACAAUGCGAGAGUGCUAUUCGCCAGAAUCCAGAUCCAUGAACAAGGAUUCAACUUCAUUUCGUAAUUCUGGUGCAUACACAAGCCCAGGUACUCCCGAUUACGGGGAUAACCAUGGGAGAGGAUUUCAAAAGGGUUGGUGUUCAGAGAGGAUACCAUUACCAAACACUUGUAACAGAAGGCGUAUCAGUGCCAACAUCUUAAUGCCCUUCAACAAUGGCAGAACACUACCUUCAAAAUGGGACGAUGCAGAAAGAUGGAUCACAAGUCCAGUGUCUGGUUCUGGUUCUGGUGUAUUCAAGACUCAAGCACCACCACCACCACCUCAGAGAAGACCUAAGUCAAAAAGCGGACCACUGGGGCCCACCCCUGGGACUAUUACAUACUCUUCAAACUACUCACCUGGUUUCCAGUUUCUUGAAGGUGGAAACACGAAUAAUGUUUUCAUGGGUUCACCAUUUUCAACUGGUGUUUUGGUACCUAAUGGAUAUUCUUUUCAUCAUACUGGUGAAAAGAUUGAUGAAAACAAUGUUACUUGUGUUGUCUCAAGGCGAGAUAUGGCUACCCAAAUGAGCCCAGAGGACUGCCCGGAAUCCUGCCCGGAUGGAAGGUUGUUCCUCUCCACCUCUCCUCCACCAAUUCCUUCACCCUUGGAGGAUCUCCGCCAGCAAGUCAGGGAUGUCCAGGUGGACAAAAGAGUCACCAUGACAAAGCAAACAAAAAGAAACACUAGGAGAGUUGAAAAGAAUCAGUCAACGGAGAUCAAUGACUUGGCUUUGACUUGGAAUAAUCCUACAGAAGGAGAAAUGGAAUUGUCAAAGCUCCAGAAAGAGGAAGCAAGGAUUUUGGCUUGGGAGAAUCUGCAAAAUGCAAAAGCAGAGGCAUCAAUUCGAAAGCUUGAGAUGAAAUUGGAAAAGAAGAAAUCAGCAUCUAUGGAGAAAAUCAUGAAGAAGCUUACAAUUGCACAAAUGAAAGCUCAAGAAAUGAGAAAAAAAAUGUCAGCAAAUGAGGCUCCUAGAACAUCUCGCAAGCUCAUAUCCUUACACAGAUAUCCAAAGAUUUCUCUCACUUGCUGUUUUUUUGUUCAUUAAUCCUCCAUCAUCAUCAUCAUCCUUGAAUCAGUUUGGAAGUGGCAAUUGAAGAUAUGAGUGAUAGGGUAGAUAACUAUGGUACAGUUUGUGCUUCAUUAUGAAAAUGGUGGAUUAUAACUCUAUAAGCAUUUUCUUCAUGGGGAAAAUGCAAAUUUUGUAAUGAGUGGAUGUCCAUGGACUAUUUUUAGAGGUUUUAGCUAAGGUACAUGAUACAUAUGAAUAAUCAAUAACAUCUUUUUUAAUGAAUCUAGGGUAAAUCAUUGCAGAAAUGAUUUGGAACA
Molecule: messenger RNA, 1700 nt
Organism: Lactuca sativa (garden lettuce)
Lineage: Eukaryota; Viridiplantae; Streptophyta; Magnoliopsida; Asterales; Asteraceae
Source: RefSeq, a predicted model, not a curated record